This is a messenger RNA of Thrips palmi, 9501 nucleotides long. Its product is annotated as hemicentin-1-like. Lineage: Eukaryota; Metazoa; Arthropoda; Insecta; Thysanoptera; Thripidae. The coding region runs from base 83 to 9223 and encodes 3046 amino acids. The transcript has 58 exons. Gene Ontology annotation, molecular function: cell-cell adhesion mediator activity; calcium ion binding. The record is from RefSeq and is a predicted model, not a curated record. Gene Ontology annotation, cellular component: axon; plasma membrane. Gene Ontology annotation, biological process: dendrite self-avoidance; homophilic cell-cell adhesion; axon guidance.
CGAGUCGGCCCUGUGGGAGUCGCUGCUCGCCGCACCGUCUCCAGCGCCCGCGCCGGCCCUGGCCGCUCUGAACGAUGGACCCAUGCUUGGCGACGACGCCGGCGUGGACAACGUGGACAAUGAAGACCUGUGGGAGACGCUGCUGGCCCCCGUCACACCCAGGCCCUUGGACUUGGACUUGACCGGGGGGUCGAGCAGCGCGAGCAGCGCGCACGGCGAGGCUGACUUGGCCCCGGGCAAGGCUCAGUCCCACGCCGAGGUCCUGGACACCGCCAACGAGGGCGGGCACCCUGCGACGCCCACGCCGACGGUGCGGCGGCAACCCGACGCCGUGUCCCUGGCGUUUGUGUUCGACUCGACAGGGUCGAUGUCGGGGGAGCUGGCGGAGCUGAAGAAGGGUGCGGAGGACAUCCUGAACGCGACGCUCAGCCGGCCAGACAAGCCCAUCCACGACUUCGUGUUCGUCCCCUUCAAUGAUCCAGGCAUUGGGCCAGCAACUGUCACGACAGAUGCAGAAACCUUCAAGGCUCAGUUAGAUGCAGUUAAUGUGACAGGUGGGAGUGACUGCCCCGAACCGUCCUUGGCUGCGCUCCUCGAGGCCCUGCGUUUGGUGCGCCCAAAUUCAUUUGUUUAUGUUUUUACUGAUGCAUCUGCAAAGGAUUAUUUCCUUUUACCAGAUGUCCUAGCACUAGUACAACGCAAACAAACACAGGUAGUGUUUGUGAUGACUGGCAACUGUAAAGAUGACAACACUGCUCGGUAUCAGUCCAUGGAAAAUAUUGCAACUGCAAGCUCUGGACAAGUGUAUCACAUAAACAAAACAGAGGUUAAAAAUGUUUUAAGCUUUGUAAGGCAAACACUAGAAUCUCAAAAGGUCAAUCUAGUUUCUGUAGAUUUACCAAAAGCUUCCAAAACAGAACAUGCUGUACAGGUAGAUGAAACUAUCCGGGAGUUCACUGUGUCAGUAUCAGGUAUAAAUCCUCAGAUCUCAGUGGUAGAUCCUGCUGGGGCAAGGCUAAACAAUUCACCUCUAAUGCAAAAAAUCUUGGAUUUGGACAAUGUUAAGGUCAUUGCAGUUAAAGAACCAUCUCGAGGAUCAUGGACAGUAGAAACAUCAAGUGAUUCUAAGCAUGCGAUUCGUCUAACAGGACUUAGUGUCGUUGAUUUUUCAUAUGGUUUCUCAGUUCAAGCCACUGACCGUCUAGAUGAAACUUAUCAUAGACCCUUGCUAGGUGCCCCUAACUUUAUUUUGGUUGGUGGAACUGACAUGGGAAGUGUGUGGAACUUGACAUCUGUAGAUCUUCUUGCUGUUGAUGGUUCAACUUUACAAACAAUUCCUCUUUCCCCUCUCGAUGCCCUUGAUGGGCUUUAUCACGGUGGUCCGUUUGUGCCACCUGGUCAGGACGUCUUAUUUAAUUUGGCUAAUUCUGGGUAUGAUAAAGAUGGUUUCCUUAUCAAAAGAAUCACGCCUACAGCUAUUAGUGCUCAGUCUGGUGGUUUGCCAUUGGUUGAGUUGCAAUCAGAAACACAAGUUUGGAUCAAUGGAUCUCUUAAUCUCCGGUGCCAGAUUGACUCUCUACUCCCAUUUACAUCCUGGUUUCUCAAAAACGGCAUGCCCAUUUCCAAGAAGCAGAAGUAUCAACAGACCACACUUAUGACAAAGAAAAUAGAAGGACUCACAGAGGAAAUGGGAGGAGAAUAUGCUUGCCGUGCAAGCAAUGUCAAAGGCCACAGCAGUGAUUCAGUUCACAUUAUAGUGACAGGACCUCCCCCUGAAGUUGUUACUGAAUCAAAAUUGGAGAUUCAUGCACAAAGCCAAGUAGUUCUAGACUGCCUCAUUGAAAGCAAACUGAAAUUUAACAUGACAUGGAUGAGAAUUUACAGAGAUUCACCAAGAGGUGAAGAACUUGUCGAAAAUAAUGCUCGGUACAUCAUCUUGCCCAACUCUUCAUUGGUUAUUGAUCCUGCUCUUCCUGAGGACACAGGAUAUUUUUCUUGCGUAGCAGAGAAUCAAGGAGGCAGAAGGGAAAGUCAAGUUGAGCUGUUGGUCUAUGAGCCUUUGCACAUUUCUACACAUCCUAAAAGUUUGAACUUCCAAGCAGGAGAUUCAUUUUCUAUCAUGUGUGAAGCUAAUACUUUACCUUCAGAAUUUUACUGGGUACAAGAUGGACAUAUUUUGCCAUACAAAAAUGUAGAGCGCAUGACUGUUGAAGUAAUUGGACACAGACUGACUCUUCUCAUUAAGAAUGCUAAGAUAGCUGAUCAAGGAGUUUACCAGUGUAUAGGAACCAACAAUAAAGAAACGGUGGAAGCUGGUGUAGAAGUAUAUAUUGUAGAAAUGCCUUCUGUUAAAAUUGGGAAAGAUCAGGUAAUGGUGAAGGCUGGCGAUCAAGUACUUAUUAAAUGUGCUGCUGAUGGAAUCCCAAAGCCAAAGACAAGAUGGCUGUGGCAAGGAAUGGAUGUGACUUCUUUGUCAAAUUUUAAGGUCUUUGAGGAUGGAUUCCUUCAAAUAGAUAGUGUUGUAGCAGAAAACUCUGGACAACUAGACUGUGUUGCAAACAAUUCAGUGGGUGAAGUGAAAGACUCUGUAAAUCUGACUGUUGGAUACCCUCCUGUUGUAUUGGAUAAAACUGAAGUUUUACAACUUGAAGUUCAGGGAUCUGGAGCCUUAUUGUGCCGUGGCUCUGGGAUUCCUCAUCCUCUGACACAUUGGGAGCGGAAAGAUGGUCAUGAUAUAGAUGUGACAAGGAUACACCAUAAUUCUUCAACAGGUGUACUUCUCUUCUCAGAUGCUAAAGUUACCGAUGAAGGUACUUAUAUUUGUGUCCUGGAAAAUAUAUAUGGUCGUGUUGUACUUGAAGAGAAAGUUAUUAUUACGGGGAUUGUUGCCCCAGCACUGGCAGAAAUGGAAUCUGAGUUUGAAGAGAUAGAAUCUGUUGUAGGGGUGGAUAUUGAGCUAACUUGCAAAGUAUCUUUAGGAAAUCCCACUCCAUUCAUAACUUGGUCCAAAGAUGGAUAUAACAUGGAUUCAAAUAACAAGCUUGAAAGAAUUGACUUCCAUCCAAACAACUCAUUAAUUAUUCAAAAAGCUGACCUAACAAAUGUAGGAAGUUACAAAUGUGAAGCCACUAAUGUUGGUGGAUCUGUAUCUCGGCAUAUAUAUCUUACGAUAAUUGAACCACCAAUUCUGGACAGCUCAGAUCUGCUCAAUCUGACUGAGAAAGUUGGAAACAAUGCUCUUCUUCCUUGUCAUGCUUAUGGAACUCCAUUACCGGAAAUACAAUGGCUGCAAAGUGAAAAUAACACCAUCGCGCUUACUGAGAGAAUAUCACUAACAUACGAAGGCCUGCUUAUCAUUGGUGUACGAUUAGAAGAUGCAGGACGAUACACUUGUGUGGCUACUAAUUCAGCUGGAUCUGCCAACAGAAGUGUUGCUCUGACAGUUCAAGAUCCUCCCCACAUUGUUGGUGAAACAGUAACAGAGUUGGUAGUUAAUGUAGGGGAUGUUGUCCGCCUUCCAUGUACUGCAUCUGGUGAACCUACACCUGAAUAUGUAUGGACUCACAACUAUGAAUUCAUGGAUUAUAAUGAUCAUAUCUUUCCAAGCAUAACCAGUGAUGGUUUGGUCAUAACUUCUGUUGUCGUGAAUGAUGGAGGAGAGUAUCUUUGUUCUGCCAUUAAUGAUGUGGGUACAGAUAAUAAAACUAUAACCGUCACUGUUCAAGAACCUCCGUUUAUUGAAUCUGCUGACUCCGUCAUAGUGGUUACCAAAGGUGAUUCAGCUCAGCUUAUGUGCAAAGCAAGAGGAAUACCUCCACCAAGAAUAGCAUGGACCUUUAAGGGUCAACCAUUAUUGACAAAUAAAUUGCAAGUUGAAAGUGAUGAAUCCAUCCUCGUCUUGUCGAACAUUCAAGAAAGCGAUUCAGGGUCGUACAUUUGCACAGCAUACAACUUGGCUGGCUCAGAUGCUAGGGCUGUUAGGAUGGUAGUCCAAGUGCCACCUGCAAUUGAACCUUGGGAACAGAGUUUAAAACUUUCGGAAGGUCAGGAUUUACUUCUGUACUGCCACAUGUAUGGAAUACCAGUUCCUCAAGGUUCAUGGUUUAAAGAUGGUGUGUCAAUAACACCCACAGAUGUCAUGAACUCCUCAAUACAAUAUAAAGUCCGUGCAAAACUCACAGAUGCUGGUAACUAUACUUGCAAAGCUGAGAACAUCAUUGGUAUAACGUCAAGAUCCAUUCAAGUCAGUGUAUUUGCCCCUCCGCGGACUUUGACUCCUACCAACAUAACUAUUAGUAAGCUAAGUGAAGAUGAUGUUUCAUUGGACUGUAUCACUUCUGUAUUGUAUGGAUACCCAGAGCCAACUAUCAACUGGACUUUCAAUGGAGAUCCACUAAUUGAAUCGAAUCAAAAUGUUUUUAUGAGCUUGGAUGGAAAUACGCUUAAUAUCCGUAAAGUACUUCUCUCACAAUCUGGUGUAUAUGAAUGUUAUGUUAAGAACGAAGCUGGCAACUCUUCAAGAAACUUUAAUGUUGUUGUUCAUGAACCUCCGUUUAUUUUGGAUGAAUUCCCAAAUAGAAAGAUUCUAAUGGAAGGGGAGGACUUAUCUAUACCUUGCUCUGCUAGCGGUACACCAAAGCCAGUCCUAUCGUGGAUGUUCAAUAAUGUGACUUUGAGUUUGAGUGAGGACUAUGAUGAUCUUCUGUUGAUGAAAGACAAUACACUUGUAAUUAUUUCCGCUCAAGCAAAUACAUCUGGUCUUUACACAUGUGUUGCUCAGAAUGAAGUGGGAGAACAUAGGCAAGAGAUAUUUAUUGAGGUUCAUGUUCCUGUUCCUCUGACAAGAAAUAAUGUUAUUCGUAAAGAAGUUGAAGAAGGUGAUGAUAUUAAGUUGCCAUGUAACGCCCCAGACGCCUCUACGAAGGAAUGGGAACAGGAUGGAGUAACCAUUGACAUAAAGGCUGCUAAAGAUCGGUCUGAUGAAGCACAUUUUAGACUUCUUGAUGGUGGAAAAUAUCUGGAAAUAAAUGAAGCUCGUCCAACUGAUAAUGGUACUUACACUUGCAUUACAUCUAAUCCUGAUGGUAGCGAGACACAUUUGAAUUACCAUCUGGAGGUAUUGUGGGCUCCAUACUUUGAAGAAUUUGGUGUCAGCCAGAAGAAGUUUACUGUCAAAGAAGGGAACAAUGUAACUUUUGAUUGUCUAAGCAGUGGAAGCCCUAUCCCUAAGGUCAUUUGGAAGAUAAAUGAUUCUUUACCUGUGACGGAGCGCACUUCCCCGGGUGUUGUGGUUCUACCAUCAAGCCGUCAUAUGCUAAGAAUACCUAUAGUGCGAGCCCAUCAUGAUGGCAUUUAUAAAUGCCAAGCAAUUAAUAGACUAGGAUCUGCUUACAAAACAUUUAUUCUCCAUGUCAUUGUUCCUCCCUACAUUGAAAAUGAUCCAGGGGAUCAUUAUGAAUUUCUUCGAGGUGAAACAGUAAACCUUGAGUGUCCAAUUCUGGGUGCGCCACACCCCCUCUAUACCUGGGAGCAUAAACGCAAUCAUCCAUUUGUUGUUGAUAGUGGUGCAGCUAAAUUGCAGAAGAAUUCUCAAACUUUGGUCAUCCCCAACAUUGACUUCUCCGACGGAGGUUUAUAUGUCUGCAAUGGAAGCAACCAGGCAGGCUUCAAGCUAAAAUACUUUAAUGUUUCCAUAAUGGGUUUACAGAAAUCUUCCUCCAAGUCAGAGGCACCUAUCAUUGAGGAUGCAGAAGAAAAUGAAAUUAAUGCUUUAGUGGGGAGUCCUUUAUCACUGGUGUGCACAGCCCAUGGACAGCCUUUGCCAGACAUACAGUGGACCCACAACGGACACAUGCUUUCAUUAGAAGACACAACAGAAACCUCUGACUUGGAUACUGCAUCUGUUUCCCAAACCCUUACCUUAGCUUCUUCUGGGGCCACAGAUAGUGGAAAAUAUGUGUGCCAUGCUACCAAUAAUCGGGGCACUGCGGAAAAAGUGUAUCGUGUCCACUUCAUAGUUCCUCCAAGGAUAAACGGAGUAGCAACGUCAGUUGUGGAAAAUGUCACAUCAGUCCAUGGGCUUCCAUUCAGUCUGCAUUGCCAUUCGUCUGGUGAACCCAUGCCUGUUGUGUCAUGGUUAAAGGAAGGUGCCAGCCUUAAAUCAGACAUGGUAAUCAAAAUUGAUGGUACUCGUGGAGAAACUCUUCAUUUUCGUCAUUCUUCUGAAGAGCAUUCUGGAAAUUAUACUUGUAUUGCAAGAAACAGUGCUGGAUCUGUCUCAAAGACGUUCCUCCAUGAUGUGUUAGUUCCUCCAUAUAAUCCAAACAACAUUGAGGAAUUAGAGGCAAACGUUUUACGUCAUAAGUCCUUCAGCCUUCAUUGUGAUUUUAGAGGCCAUCCAGAACCAAAACUUUUAUGGAUAAAAGGUAUCGAAGCAAUAUCGGUUUCCAAUUUGUCGAGAGGCUUGAAUCUUACUGAUAACGGCCGCACAUUGGUCAUAACACCAACUGAACUGUCAGAUGCUGGACGUUACUCAUGCUUGGGCUACAAUGAAGCUGGUUCUGCUGAACUCAUGUAUCAUGUUAAAAUUUCUGAGCCACCUCAGAGGAAUGAAGCAAUCACCAGUAACUUCACUCUUGUGACGUUGAAGCCUCUUCGAAGAUUUAUGUUUUUAUGUGCGAUGACUGGUUCUCCACCUCCAAGUAUAGCCUGGUUUAAGGGAGGUUUUCCAGUAGAGAAUAGUAGUCUUAACGGAACCAUUCAGAUAUCUUCUGACGGUCGGCAACUUCACAUCCUUAGUGCUACCAACGAUCAUGAAGGACUGUACAAAUGCCAUGGUGAAAAUGCUGCUGGCUCAACUAAUGCUUUCUUCAAACUGGAGUUGGACUUGCAAGGUGAUUGGGGUGAAUGGUCAGACUGGGGUUUCUGCAGUGUGUCUUGCGGCUUUGGAACCCAAGAGCGCAAGCGGGAUUGCCUCACUUCUAAUUGCCCCGGAGAAACUUUCGAAACAAGACCAUGCUUUAUGUCAAAUUGCCCAAUAAACGGAGGCUGGAGUAAUUGGACAGAAUGGUUCGGCUGUGAUCAACAGUGUGGCCAGUUGAAAAAGAAUCGGUCAAGAGAAUGUAAUAACCCAGAACCAGCCUAUGGUGGUCAUUUCUGUGAGGGAGAAGCCUUUGAAAUAGAAAACUGCAACCUGCCUUUGUGUCCAGUGGAUGGAGGAUGGUCCACCUGGUCUGAAUGGAGUGCUUGCAGUGUUACUUGUGAUGCAGGUGUUCAAAUUCGGCACAGAGAGUGCAACAGUCCAGAACCUGCUCAUGGUGGCCAAGUUUGUGUAGGACCUUUUAGUGACACUAAAAACUGUUAUAAUGAACCAUGCUUUGGCUCUUGGUCAGAAUGGUCUGAAUGGAGCCAUUGUUCUGCAACAUGUGGCCCUGGGCAAAGAUCUCGCACUCGGAAAUGUUUUUCGCAGUGGCAUGACUGCGAUGGACAUAAUAAGGAGUUUGAGUACUGCAAGCUGAGACUUUGUGCCAGAAAUGGACCAAAAACUGCACAUCUAUAUUUACAUGGAAGUUUGAAUGGAUAUAACUUCAGAGAUGAUACUCUUUAUGCCGAUAUAUAUGGUGAUGAAGAAAUCAAACGGAGCUUUAUUUCAACAAAACUCCAUAACAUUCGAAAACGUGAGGUACCAAUUCAACCCAUUGUGCCAUUGCUGGUAUCGCCCAUUUCAUGGAAUGCUGCAUAUGAGGAAAAAGAAGCCAGAAAUGGAUUUUCUCUCACCAAAGGACUCUUCAAUCAAGCUUCAACAGUUCAUUUUGCAACAGGCCAAGAAAUGGAGAUGAGGCAUAUAGGGCAAGGCGUUGACCAUGCUGGUCAGCUCAAAGUCGAUAUAGAAGUAAUUGGGGAAGUGCCAUAUGUACAACCUCGAGCUACAAUUGUAGUACAACCCUUUUCAGAGGACUUUGUUCAGACUGGCCCUAAUACUCUUUAUAUCACAUCAGAAGGAACACUCUCUGCUGAUGGCCAAGUAAUUCCAUAUUUAUGGAAUAGCACUGUGUCAUACAAUGCAGACGGAGGUGCAAUGCCGUAUCUUUCUGAGAAAAUGUCAACUGACCAUAUUAUUUCAAACUAUGAUCAUGAUUUACAAGAAAUGCGAUACACAGUUUCAACAGUUAUCUCAAAGAGGUUUGAUGAUAACAAAUGUCCUGAAGGCUUUAUUUUGAAUCCAGAACAACAGCAUUGUGAAGAUGUUAAUGAAUGUUUGGACAAUGCUUCCAAUAAAUGUCAUUUAACGCAAGUAUGUGAAAAUCUCCUUGGGUCAUAUCGCUGUACAUGUCCUACUGGAUUUCGAGCUUUGAACAUCGGCACCCGCUGUCUUGAUGUAAAUGAAUGUCUUCAAGAACCUGAGCUGUGCUCGCAUGAAUGUAGAAAUGUACCUGGCAGCUAUCACUGUAUAUGCCCUCCAGGAACUUACCUCCUAGAAGACAGACAUUCAUGUUCUGCAUCAUCAUAUUGGGAUGAUCCGGAUGAGACCUAUGGCAUGUCUGAUGUAUAUGGUGAAACUAGCCCCAUCAGAGAAGCAGAGAAGACUCCAGAGGAUUUGGCCCAGCCAUAUCAUAGCCAAUAUGAUGGCCCCCAGGAAUUUCAUCUGGCUGAAGAGGAGUGGGCCUGUGGUGAAGGUCUUGUUUGGAGAGAUGGUCAAUGUCAAGAUGUGGACGAGUGCCUGGAUGAUCCUGACAUUUGUGGAGAGGACGAGACUUGUUUAAACAUGCAUAAAACAUUUAAAUGCCUCUAUACACCGUGUGGAGAGGGAUUCAAACGGGAUUUAAUUAGCAGAGAAUGUAUAGCUGUUUGCAGUAGAGAGGUACCUUGUGUAAGUGGUGCUAAACAAGCUGAAAAGAAAGUUUUCAUGGCCCUACCUCUUGACACAACAAGCAAUCAACCAGGAAUGGACCUGGUGCAUUUGCACAUCUCUCAUGGCCUUGUUGGUCCCGGAAAACCAUAUUCUCACACCAAGUACUACUUUGUGAGUGAUCACAGAGGUAAAAUGUUUCAUUUGAGGCAAGAGGAAGGCAGUUGUGCUGUAUUCAUUUCCAAGAAGCUGAAGCCUGGAAAAGUUUAUAGGGUUGAAGUUCAAGGAGAUAUGUUUUCAGAGAGCACAAAGACUAUCCUAUUUUCUACCAAAUUUACACUUUUCUUCCAUGUCUUUAAAAGAGAAAACCAAUGAUGCAAGAGUGAAAAACUAUUUUAUUUUUGGUAGCUAUCACAAAUUCUGUAGCAUUUAUUUUUACAAUUAGUUAUUAAGGCCAAAUAUGUUUUCAGUCUCUUAUUGUAAACAACCAGUAUUUUCACUAGAUGCUAAUUAGAGGAAGACGAAGUAUUCCAGUCAGUUCGUUCACUAUUUGCUUUGUAUACAAUUCUGGGCAAAUGUAUGUGAAACCUUAAAUAUCUACUCAGGACAUCAUGAGAUUUGAAAUACAUGUAUUUUGGAAUUAUUUUAGAUUA